AUGAAUAAAGAUCAAGACAUUUGUAGUACCUGUAACAAGAGUCGCCUAAACAGUAGUACCCAACAUUGGGUUCAAUGCGACAAUUGCCAGAAAUGGUACCACUUUCAAUGUGCUGGAGUCAAUAGCUCAAUAGCAGAGGCUGAAUGGAUUUGCAACAGCUGCCAACAAGCGCUGGACAACGUGGCAUCAACAAGCACUGGUCGUGACCCGUCAACAGGAGCGCCCAAUAUACCAAGUGCCAACAAGGCCACCGAACAACAUUGCCCCGAAUCUAACGCGGCAAAUACGUCUUAUCUCGGCAAACUAAACUUAGUCGAGCAAACUCAAUCGCCAAGCUCAAAUUAUUUGAUGUUGGCAAUGCUGGAGGAAAGGCGGGAAGCCGAAAAAAAUACAUCGAGCAAAAAUACAACUUGCUUGCACAGCAGCAAGGAACGCAGGCAAGUUUUACCUGCAGAUCUACCCAUCUUUAACGGAAAUCCAGAGGACUGGCCAAUCUUUAUUAGCAUGUACGAGAACAGCUGCCGUAUAGCGGGGUUUUCAAACGCCGAAAACAUGCUACGACUUCAGAAGAGCCUCAAAGGUAAAGCCUACGAACUAGUUCGUGAUAAGCUACUGCUGCCAAUACUGGUUCCUGAUGUUAUUAAUACGCUCAAGACAUUCUUCGGACGCCCGGAGCAAAUACUCGAUCGAUUGAUCGACAAAAUAAGAAAAAUAUACGUACACAAGGAUAAAUUAGAAUCCAUCGUUGAUUUCGCAAUGGCGAUGAGAAACGCAUGUGCAACCAUGGAAGCGUGCAAUUUAACCUCACAUUUAAAUAACCCGAUGCUUCUUCGAGAACUUAUCGACAAACUACCCACCCAGCAAAAGUUAAACUGGGCUAUGCAUCCACGUAACGAAUCCAUCCCGGUUAUAAAAUCAUUUAGCGAUUGGUUGUACAAAAUAGCUGAGGCCGCAGCCACUGUCAUGCCUGGCCAAAGCACUAAGGCCAAUAAUGUCAACACACACUCACAAGCACAUCAACAACCACAGGAAGGACCAAAUAAUCGAGAGAAUGGGUGGCAACAAAACUGUAAGCCGAAGCUACAAUGCGUGAUGUGUGCUUCCACGGAUCACCAGGUUGCUCUAUGUCAAAACUUCAAGCGACUGUCGGUUGACGAUAGGCAACGAAUAAUAAACGAAGCCAAGGUAUGCUACAGGUGCCUCAAAAGUCACCGCCGUAAAUGCUUCUCUAAUCGUGACUGCGGAAUCGACAAUUGCAACUCAAAACAUCACCCGCUUCUUCACAAAGGCACAGGCAGAACCGAAGUUGUUACUGCUCAUCAUAAAGACAAUGUAGUGGAAGGACAAUAUUUUCGUGUUGUACCCAUCAAACUGUAUGGAGCCAAUGUAACCUUUAACACGUUCGCAUUUUUAGAUGAGGGCUCAUCAGUCACUCUCAUCGAUGAAAGCAUUUUGGACAAGCUGAAGAUCUCUUCAACGCCAGAGCCAAUUUCCCUGCAAUGGACCGGUGAAGAAACCAGAAACGAAGAGGACUCCGUUAAGACCCACCUACAAAUCUCGGAAGCGGGAACUGACAAAAAGCUAUGGCUCUACAACGUCCACUCAGUAAAGAAAUUAGGAUUGCCGAAACAAACCAUCAAUGUUGAAGAACUAUCCAAGCAAUAUCCUUAUUUGCGUGGUUUGCCGCUAAAGUCGUACCAAAACGGUACACCACUAAUUUUAAUCGGCAGCAACAAUUGGAAUCUAGCAAUACCCCGCAAAAUCCGCGAGGGCAGACGAAACGAACCCAUUGCUUCAAAGUGCACAUUAGGAUGGUGCAUCCAAGGAUCAACAAACUCAAGCAAACACGUAACAAUGCAUCAUUGCGAGUGCAAUUGGAGUGAAAUAGAUAAAGCCAUAAAGGAAAGUUUCACAAUGGAACCAAUCGUAUCUAGAGAAUUGCAAUCCAAAAACGAUAAAAGGGCGAAGGGCAUUCUCGAAGAUACCUGCAAAAAGGUCAAUGGUCGAUACGAAGUCGGCCUACUCUGGAAAGACGACACAGUCAUUUUACCCGAAAGCUAUACCGCAGCGCUGAAACGCCUUCAAUGCCUACGGGCCAAAAUUAAAAAAACGCCGGAACUGUUUGAUAAAAUUCAAUCACAAAUUGACAAUCUAUUAGAAAAAGGAUAUGCAUCGGAGCUCAGACCAGAAGAAAUAUCCGAUCGAAAGGAACGCAUCUGGUAUCUCCCAAUAUUUAUUGCUUUAAAUCCGAAUAAGCCAAACAAAAUACGACUAGUAUGGGAUGCCGCCGCCAAAAGUCAUGGAAAAUCGCUGAAUGAUUUUAUGCUUACUGGGCCUGAUUAUCUAAAUCCAUUGACUUCUGUCCUAAUGGCCUUCAGAGUAGGACGGAUUGCCGUGUGCGCAGAUAUAGCCGAGAUGUUUCAUCAAAUAAACAUUCAGGAAAGCGACAUGCACGUCCAGCGGUUCUUAUGGCUCAAUAAAAACGAGAACACUCCAAGGAUCUUCGUUUUGCGCGCGAUGACAUUUGGAAUUAAUUGCGCACCUUGUAUUGCCCACUAUGUACGCGAUAAAAAUGCAGAGAAUUACCAAAUCAAAAAUCCACGAGCGUACGAAUCCAUUACAAAGGCCCACUACGUGGACGACCUCAUCGACAGUUUCAAAGAUGACCUUGAAGCCAUAACAGUUGCAUCAUCAGUUAGAGACAUACAUGCCGAUGGUGGAUUCCAAAUAAAAAAUUGGUGCUCAAACUCUGUAUCUGUUCUCCAAAAUCUAGGAGAACAGCAAAUAAAUCAACACCCCAAAGAAUUAGGGAACCCUGAAAAGGUCCUCGGUAUGUAUUGGGACCCAAAUAAUGACGUUUUUAAGUUUAUCUUCAGAUUUUCGAGAUUGAAACGAGACGUCCUAACCUAUGAGAUAGCACCAACGAAACGAGAGGUCUUACCAGUACUGAUGUCUAUAUUUGAUCCCCUCGGUCUAUUAUCGUGCUACACCGUAGGCCUUAAAAUGCUGCUUCAAAAAGUCUGGCGCACAGGAAUAGGAUGGGACGAAGAUUUACCCGAACAACUCCUCGAACAGUGGCGACAAUGGAAAGGUAUCCUACUACACGCCAGCAAUUUAGAAUUUCCGCGUCACUACUCUGCUCUGCUGUUAAACGAAAGCCAGGUAGACCUUCAUACCUUCGUAGACGCAAGCGAACAUGCCUACGCCGCAGUAAGCUAUCUUCGCAUUAAACAAGGUCAAAACAUAAGUACAGUGUUGGUAGCAGCCAAAUGUAAAGUAGCUCCACUCAAACCUGUAACUAUACCUCGAAUGGAACUUUUGGCAGCCGUCAUGGGAGUAGGCCUAACAAUGCGUAUAAUGAGCACCCGAGGCCUAAGAAUCGAUUCCUGCACAUAUUGGUCCGAUUCUAAAACGGUCCUUAACUGGCUAACCAUGGACCCAAGAAGACUCCAGUCAUUCGUCAUGCAUAGAGUGGGCGAGAUAGUCGACAAAACCAGCCCAAACCAAUGGCGCUGGGUUAGCACAAAGGAAAACGUUGCAGACUUAGCCACAAAAAUUUUCAAAGUACCAGAUGCAUCUCGUUGGAUUAAAGGACCCGAUUUUCUAGGACUGUCUAGCGACAAGUGGCCAGAUCAAAAGGGAAUAUCUGAGAACGUCUCACAGGAAAUCGAAUUGCGUAAGAAUGUAUUCGUCAUAGUAAAGCUUAACCAUUUCGAUUUUGCAGUAGAAUACUUUUCUGACUGGAAGCGCCUAUAUCGAGCAGUGGCCAACGUCAUGCUGUACGCCCAAAAGUUACGCGCUAAGUGUUCGGGAAAGCCUCUACCACAAACCCUAAGCCCCGAAAAUAUACAAGCAGCAAAAUCUCUUUUAUGCAGACAGGCCCAAUUAGCGACGUACUCAAAUGAAAUCAAUUCGCUCAAAGACAAAUCAGUGGUGGACAAGUCAAGCUCAUUAAUUGCUUUAAAUGUUUACCUGGACUCAGAAGACAUCAUCCGCGUGAAGGGCAGGUCAGACAGUAUAACUUCUGACGCGAAGCCUCAAGUGCCACAAAUGGCACCUAUACCGAUCGCCAGACUAGCUUCUUUUGAACGACCAUUCACAUAUACGGGAGUCGACUAUUUCGGCCCCAUACUAGUCAACGUUGGAAGACACAAAGAAAAGCGCUGGGGAGUCCUAUUUACGUGCCUAACACUAAGGGCAGUUCAUCUAGAGGUCGCCUACAAACUCGAUGUGAGCUCAUGUAUAAUGUGCCUAAAAAACUUCAUGGCACUACGUGGCACACCGAGAGAAAUCUUCUCCGACAACGGAACCAAUUUCAAAGCUACGGAAAAACUAGUUAAGGAGGAACUUGUGAAGAUUGACUUCGAUCAGAUCGCCGUUCACUAUGAAAUAAUAAAAUGGCGUUUUAACCCACCAGCCGCACCCCACAUGGGAGGAGCGUGGGAGCGUUUGGUCCGGACUGUGAAAUCCGUCCUAAAGGCCAUUUGCCCCUCUAGCAACUUUAAUGACGAAACUCUUCGAAGUGCCUUAAUGGAAGCCGAAUUUAUAAUUAACUCCAGGCCUCUAACGUUUGUUUCUUUAGAUACAGGUGACGAUGAAAAGCGGGCUACAAACCAGUAUCAGGAAAUGUCGCCGACCUAA
Molecule: messenger RNA, 4641 nt
Organism: Drosophila willistoni
Lineage: Eukaryota; Metazoa; Arthropoda; Insecta; Diptera; Drosophilidae
Exons: 3
Coding region: 1-4641 (1546 amino acids)
Biological process (GO): DNA integration
Molecular function (GO): zinc ion binding; nucleic acid binding
Source: RefSeq, a predicted model, not a curated record